This is a messenger RNA of Staurois parvus, 306 nucleotides long. Lineage: Eukaryota; Metazoa; Chordata; Amphibia; Anura; Ranidae. The record is from the annotation of a GenBank genome assembly.
AUGGGCACAGCGUGUGUGCAGACCUGGGACCUCAGUGCAGGAACAGUGGGAACCCCUCAUAAUGGGCACAGCAGGUGUGCAGACCUGGGAACUCAGUGCAGGGAUGUUGGGAACCCCUCAUAAUGGGCACAGCAGAUGUGCAGACCUGGGAAUUCAGCACAGGGAUGGUGGGAGCCCCUCAUAAUGGGCACAGCAGGGGUGCAGACUCAGGAACACAGCACAGGGAAGGUGGGAACUCCUCAUAAUGGGCACAGCAGGUGUGCAGACUCAAGAACACAGCAGAGGGAUGGUGAGAACUCCUCAUAA